Molecule: messenger RNA, 3113 nt
Organism: Pygoscelis adeliae (Adelie penguin)
Lineage: Eukaryota; Metazoa; Chordata; Aves; Sphenisciformes; Spheniscidae
Gene: L3MBTL2
Product: l(3)mbt-like 2 (Drosophila)
Exons: 19
Coding region: 1-2430 (809 amino acids)
Biological process (GO): regulation of DNA-templated transcription
Cellular component (GO): nucleus
Molecular function (GO): zinc ion binding
Source: RefSeq, a predicted model, not a curated record
AUGCGAUUCUUAGACGCGGCAGGGCAGGGUGGGAGCGAACGAGUGAGUUCUCUGUCCUCUGCACCCUGCUUGGCUGGCAGCGCUUACCAGACGGUUCCCCGCCUGGGUGACACGCUGGUUUCGUCAGCGGUGCGGGACGGGGACAAAGGCGUUGCUAGCGUGACAUUAGCUUCUGAACUGAGGUCAGCUGUAGACUAUGCGGUUUCCAAAGAACAUGAACAUUCUCUGGAGUUGAGUUUGUCCCGUCGACAUCCAGGCUGUACUGGUCUUUUGGUGUCUACUUUCUGCCACAAGACUUCAUCUUUGGAGCGGAUGGAGGAGGGAGGAGAUGACGAUGAGGAGGAUGAUGAAUUGGACAUCUUUGGGGGUUAUGACAGCUUCCGGAGCUACAACAGCAGCAUGGGCAGCGACAGCAGCUCCUGUCUGGAUGAGUCUAGUGAUGAUGAGGUGGCAGACCGGGAAGCUGGAGAGCUUCCGACCUCUCCUGUGCACCAGCCGUCCACAGGCCGGCUCACAGAGGACAGCGGCUCCGAGCCAGCUGUGUGUGAGAUGUGUGGGAUUGUGGGCACCAGGGAGGCUUUCUUCUCCAAGACCAAACGUUUCUGCAGCGUCUCCUGCUCCAGAAGCUACUCCUCAAACUCCAAGAAGGCCAGCAUCCUGGCCAGACUGCAGGGGAAGCCACCAACAAAGAAAGCUAAAGUCCUGCACAAGGCAGCCUGGUCAGCCAAGAUUGGGGCCUUCCUCCAUUCACAGGGCACAGGGCAGCUGGCAGAUGGGACACUGACAGGCCAGGAUGCACUCGUCCUGGGCUUUGACUGGGGAAAGUACCUGCAGGAGCACGGCUUCAAGGCAGCUCCUGUCAGCUGCUUCAAACACGUGCCACUCUUUGAUCAGUGGGAUGAUGUGGUGAAAGGUAUGAAAGUGGAAGUGCUGAACAGUGAUGCCGUGCUCCCCAGCCGCGUGUACUGGAUUGCAUCUGUCAUCCAGACUGUAGGGUACAGGGCCCUUCUGCGAUACGAGGGCUUUGAGAAUGAUGCUGGCCAUGACUUCUGGUGCAAUUUGGGCACAGUGGAUAUUCACCCCAUUGGCUGGUGCGCCAUCAACAGCAAAAUCCUGGUACCACCACAAACUAUCCAUGCCAAGUACACUGACUGGAGAAGUUACCUCAUGAAAAAACUGGUUGGAGCCAGGACCAUCCCAGUGGAUUUCCACAUCAAGAUGGCGGAGAGCAUGAAGUACCCGUUUCGGCAGGGCAUGCGGGUAGAGGUGGUGGAUAAGAACCAUGUGUCCCGGACGCGCAUGGCAGUGGUGGACACGGUGAUUGGGGGCAGACUGAGACUCCUCUAUGAGGACGGCGACAGCGAUGAUGACUUCUGGUGCCACAUGUGGAGUCCCCUCAUCCAUCCUGUGGGCUGGUCACGAAGAGUGGGCCACAGCAUGAAGAAGACAGAAGAAAAACGCAGUGACAUGGCAAACCAUCCCACCUUCCGGAAGAUUUACUGUGAUGCUGUCCCCUAUCUGUUUAAGAAGGUACGAGCUGUCUAUGCUGAAGGUGGAUGGUUUGAGGAAGGCAUGAAACUGGAGGCCAUUGACCCCCUGAAUUUGGGCAACAUUUGUGUGGCCACUGUUUGCAAGGUCCUCUUGGAUGGGUAUCUUAUGAUCAGCAUUGAUGGAGCCACGUCUGCUGAUGGCUCUGACUGGUUCUGCUAUCAUGCCUCCUCACACGCCAUCUUCCCUGUCAACUUCUGUCAGAAGAACAGCAUCGAUCUGACCCCUCCAAAAGCACUUUUGUGCAGUGCUAUUCUGUCUUCCUUUGAUAUUCCUGAAACCUUCAACUGGGAAAGUUACCUGGAAAAGACUAAGUCAAGACCUGUUCCAGCACGGCUCUUCAACACAGACUGCCCAAACCAUGGCUUCAAGGCAGGCAUGAAGGUGGAAGCAGUGGACCUGAUGGAGCCCCGGCUCAUCUGCGUGGCCACGGUGAAGCGUGUAGUUCACCGUCUCCUUAGCAUCCAUUUUGAUGGCUGGGACAACGAGUAUGACCAGUGGGUGGACUGCGAGUCUCCAGACAUUUAUCCUGUGGGGUGGUGCGAGCUGACAGGCUACCAGCUUCAACCACCUGUUGUUCCAGAGCCCACAACUCCCGUGAAGGCCAAGGAGGUGCCCAAGAAGAAGAAGAAACCCUAUGGAAAGAAGAGAAAAAAGUUGCCUGCCAAAACCCGCAACAUCAAGCAGACUGUCAAGAAGCCUUCCACCGCGAAGACGAAACGAGAAGCAAAAGCUGCCAGCAAGGCUUUGCCAGAGCCAGCACCUGAUGAGAUCAUUGCCGUGCAGGUAAAGGAAGAAACCAUCGACCCCUCGAUAGUAGAGUUUGGAGCCACAGAGCUUCCCGUUCCUGUCAGCAGCAUAAAGCAGGAGGUCACAGACUGAUUGUGGAGUACCCCCUAGCUGCCCACAGCAGCCUGCGCUUCACCUUGUGGCUCUCUGGGGAAGGUCCUGGCAACAGACCUUUUUGAGGCAGACCACCCUGCAACAUCACAACUCUGCUUUCCUGGUGUGCAAGAAAACUUCCCCCAGACUUGUAAUUUUAAGCCCUGGGAAACGGACUCCAGAAAGGCCGCAGGUGUGCUGAGGAGCACGACCAGGACAGCUGCUGGGGUUGUGUGUGCCUGGCUUUGAAGGCACCUUUCCGAGCAGGAGCUCCCAAUGGGGAAAGAGGCUGCCAGAGAAUGAAGGGGCAGUUUAGGUUCUCAGCCAUGGCUAGAGGUGGUGAGCUGCGCUCUGAGAAUGGUGUGCAGGUCACAUGCAUCAGGAAAUCAGCUGCCCUCGUAGGACACCGGUGCUGUGCUCCCUGAUCUACGCCCUGCAACCCCCAAGAAAGUCAGGACAGGAAGAGUGGAAAGAGGUGGGAAAAAAAAAAACAAACACCAAAAAGGGGUGAUGAUGCCUCUUGAGGGAGCAAGAGACCUUUUCGAGUGUCAUCAUUGCUUGCUUUUGAACCCAGAACUGCAGAGGACAUGGUGCACAGUUUGACUUCUUAAUUUUUUAGCAGUCCUACUGUAAAUUUGAUCUACAAUCUGUACCCUGAAGCCCUGGGAAUUAAACUUGAGGAA